AUGGCCGGAAACUCUCUAAGAUUCGAUGGGCGCGUCGCCAUUGUGACCGGCUCAGGUCGAGGCCUGGGUCGCGAAUAUGCCCUCCUUCUCAGCCGUCUCGGCGCCGCCUUGGUGAUCAACAGCACCAGCUCAUCAACCGCAGAGGCAACUGCCAAAGAAAUCGUCGACGCUGGUGGCAAGGCCGUGAUCCAGAUCGGUAGCGUGGCAGACCGCGAAGUUGCCAAUGCAAUCGUGAAAGCUGCCAUCGACAACUUCGGACGCGUCGACAUCGUCAUCAACAACGCUGGCGGUGCCAAUGGUGGUGACUUCGACCAGACUUCUGACGAUAAGCUCUGGGACAUGCUCGGCGUCCAUGUGGGAGGGUCUUGGAAUGUCACGCAGGCCGCUUGGCCACAUAUGAAGAGUCAAAAGUUUGGUCGCGUUGUCAUGAUCGCAUCGCCUGUUAUGUUUGGUAGCGCUCAACAGUCAACCUACGGAGCUGCCAAGUUGGCCCUUAUGGGGUUGGCCAAGUCUAUAGCCAUUGAAGGCAAGGAGCACAAUAUUCUGGUCAAUACGGUUGCUCCUAUGGCCUAUACGCCUGGUUCUGCCGCCUUUGUUACGGAUGAGCAGACGCAGGCCUUUAUGGAGGCCAGCAUGCCCGCCCGCGAUGUGGCUUCCACGGUGGCAUGGUUGGCUCAUGAGAGCUCCGAGGUCAACGGUGAAACCGUUGCAGCGGUCAGCAGACUCGUUACUCGCAUCUUUCUGGCUGAGAGCAAGGGCUACUUUGGACCCUCGGACCAGGAUUGGACUGUUGAAUCUGUGAGGGACAACUGGCAAAAGGUGAUGGACGAGACUGAGUUUACUAUCCCGACUGAUAUGGCCGAUUUUGGCCCCAAGAUCUUCCAGCGACUUGCUACGCGCCAGUGA
Fusarium keratoplasticum is the source of this 906-nucleotide messenger RNA. RefSeq lists its product as uncharacterized. Bases 1 to 906 code for a protein of 301 amino acids. NCBI's taxonomy places the organism in Eukaryota, Fungi, Ascomycota, Sordariomycetes, Hypocreales, Nectriaceae. The record is from RefSeq and is a predicted model, not a curated record. The transcript has a single exon. Gene Ontology annotation, molecular function: oxidoreductase activity.